CUCGAGCGUGCGCUCACCAGCAAAGCGCACAUUCAUACGCGGAUCGCAGCAAGCGUCGCGUCGCGUUUGUCAUUCUCGCGGAUGUCUAAUAUAAACAUGUUCUGCUAGACACCGACGGAAAGAAGAAACCGACAGGGGCGUCAUUCAGCUGCAUCAAGAAGGACAAGGAGCGACUCAACACGAGCAACGCUGACGUGGGAACAGAGCUCUGGAGGGGCAGCAGAGGGCAAAGCAACAUGGAGGAGUUUAAAGUUCAGACCGCCAAACACCCCGUACCCAACAGUUCGCCCAUGCGGACGCACAGCGAGCACCCGAAAGAUCACGCGGCCAAACGCCUGUCCUCCGCGUCCAACGGCACGAGCGACGGAGGAGCGGGAGCCAAAACGCCCGUGGAGAUCACCGCGCUGGAGGAGUCCUUCCGCCGCUUCGCCAUCCACGGAGACACGCGAGCCACCGGCAAAGAGUUGAACGGCAAGAACUGGUCCAAACUGUGUAAAGACUGCGGCGUCAUCGACGGCAAGAGCAUCACCCUCACAGACGUGGACAUAGUCUUCUCCAAAGUCAAGAACAAAUCAGCCCGCACUAUUACAUACAGCCAGUUCAAAGAAGCGAUCGCGGAGCUCGCCAGGAAACGCUUCAAAGAUAAGAGCAGCGAGGACGCCGCGCAAGAGGUUUACAAAAUGAUAGAAGGGAAAUCGCCCAUUAUAUCUGGAGUCACGAGAGCAGUGGCUUCCCCGACCGUGUCCCGUUUGACCGACACCACCAAGUUCACCGGGUCGCACAAGGAGCGCUUCGACGAGACGGGCCGCGGCAAGGGCAAGGCAGGGCGUGUGGAAUUGGUGGACACGUCCGGAUACGUCUCCGGAUACAAGCACGCAGGCUCAUAUGAGAAGAAAGUUUCAAAACCUCCACAAAAACCCAUGUGAGAUUCUCCAUCAGUGACAGAAGACAAACCCGACUCUCUAAAGCACAAACGGAUUUCCCAUUUUCCAUUGAGGGUACGUCUUUUUCUGUGAAUAACAUUGAGUUCAUGUUCCUCUUCCUUAAGUGUUUUAUUUCUAUUAACUGGAACGCUGUUUACAUCCAAACGCCGACGUCACCAGCUGGUACGUUCCUAACAAACACGAUGAUGCCAAGAGACAGACAAGUGACUGAGUAUUGCACGCUCUACUAGUGAAGGUUUUUGCUGAUUAUCUGUUGUGAACAUUGACAUAAACAUUUGGCAUUUUGUGGCUUCUCUAAUGAUGCAGGAGAAUCAGGCCUGAAAUAGAUUUUACAUGCAAAUGCUUGAGUAAUGCAGUGCAUUAAAACAACACACAAAAUCAGAUUGCACAUUUAUAUUUUAAUGCAUUUAGCAGAUGCUUUUAUCCAAAGCAACUUGCAUUGCAUUUCAAGUCUAAAUUUGAUCAGUUCAUGCAUUCUCUGGGAAUCAUUUGACAGACUUUGGCAUUUGACAAACAUCGUACUUGUAGAGUCUGUUUCAGGCCUAAAAUAAAAUAUAUUUAAAUGUAUUUGUCUUAGUAUAAAUUCUGCAUAAUAUCAAGGAAUAGUUCACCCAAAAAUGGAAAUUUUCUGUUAAUGUGCUCAAUCUCAGGCCAUCCGUAAUGUAGAUGAGUUUCUUUUUUUAUCAGACUUGGAGAAAUGUCAUUCCAUCACUUGCUCACCAAUGGAUGUGAAUGGGUGCCGUCAGAAUGAGAGUCCAAACAGCCGAUAAAAACAUCUCAAUAAUCCACAAGAAGUAAUCCACAACACUCCAGUCCAUCACUUAACAUCUUAAGAAGACAAAAGCUGAAACAAAUCCAUUAUUAAGACAUUUUAAACUAAAAUACAAGUCCAUGAUCCAUAAUAACACUUCCUCCAGUGGAAAAAAAAAAAGUCCAUAUCCUGUUGUCUUGCAUAUCAAAAUCCAGCCACGUUUGUUUUACGCUAUCUUAGACUGUUUUGACUUAUAAACAGUGCUUGAUCUGUGCAGAUUUCUCUCCUGAUUCAGUUUUCAAAAGAAGUGUUAUAUUUUGGAUUAUGGACUCUUAGUUUAGUUAAAAAUUGUCUGAAUGACGUAUUUGUUUCAGCUUUUGUCUUCUCAAGAUGUUAACUGAUGGACUGGAGUGGUGUGGAUAAUUAUUGUGAUGUUUUCGGACGGCACCCAUUCACAUCCAUUGGUGAGCAAGUGAUGCAAUGCUACAUUUCUCUAAAUCUAAUAAAGCAACAAACUCAUUCUAAUCUUGGAUGGCCUGAGAGUGACUACAUUUGCAGCAAAUUCUCAUUUUUAGGAUGAAUUUAUGGCUUUACAAACUGACUUGAUAAUCAUUUGCUUCUGCUUCCCCGUCUCAUCUACCUAAACCAAAAUUUUAAACGCUAAAAAUCUACUGAUUUUGUUUGCAUUUCAUAUAUCUUAUAAUAACUGAAUGCAAAAGUCCAACCAUCAUAAGUUGUUGUUUGAUGCAUAAAGAAUUGACUGCUGGUGCUCAAGAUUGUAUAUCUAGUAGUUUGGUCGAUGUCUUUUGAAUUGACGGCAUAACUAUGUAUUUCUAAUGAUAUGAUGACAUAUAAUGAAACACUGCCUGUGUUGUAAUUGUGGAAUGAUUAACUAUUAUGUACAAGGAAAUACCAUCAGCAAAAGUUCAGGAUUUUCUUGUCAGCACAAACAAUAUCCGACCCAACGCAUGAUGCGUUAUCAUACCUCAGUACACACUGAAUAAUAUCAAACCAGCAGAAAUAUAGCUAAAAGAUUUCCUUACAAAACUCCUCUGUGCAUCUGAACUAAAAGCUCUGACAAAAACAAAUAGUUGGCAGAAGUUUUUAAUUAUUUUAACACAUAUAAACAGGCCCACACAGAGUCUGCAGCGCUGAAUUAUGUCUGACUAUCUUCCUCCUGCUCUAAGCUUUAUUAUUAGCACAUUUACCAUAUUAAAAUCCAUUACGUGGCAUUGAAAAUGCAAUUACGCCUGCAGAUUCUGUCUGGGCCUGUUUAUCAGCAGAUCAAACUGCGAAUGAAAAUAUUAAAAGAUAUUUUGUAUUCUGCUGUGGUUUUAGUUUGAAAAGCACUGUUGUAUUUAACAUGUCAUAAUUGAGGCACUUUGCUGGGUUUUUUUUAAAGUACGUGCAGUGUUUCUGCCUACAGAACAAUGUUUACAAGAGAAGUGACAUGCUGUAACUAACACUGGCAUGGCAUACGUCUAAAUGAAUACAUUCCCUUUACCAUGACUAGUGUUCGGAUUUAUUUAUAAACGCACUGCCAUCUGAACACACUGGACAAGAUCCAACCUUCAGGGUUCCCACACUUCUCAGCAAUCAAUUUCAGUGACUUUCCGUGAGAUUUCUAGUCGCCUGUGAACAGCGCAUGUGGAUUUUUAAAAAAUAAUCAUUCUGAUUCACUAAUGAAUUAUUCAGACUGAUUCGUGAAUUACUGAUUCACUCAAAAGAACUAACUUAAACCACUUUAUGGCUUGCAAACAAGUUUUGCUCAAUGCAAAUGCACUGUUUAGCUAAUGUAAUAUUUUAAAGCACAGUAGUAAAAUCUAUAUUCAUUAUAUACACUUUUGAGAAUUUAAGAACUUUUUACAGCUACAUUGUGUUAGAAACUGAUUUGUGAAUCACUGAUUCACUGAAAAGAAUUGACUCAAAAUGAUUCACUCAUAAAUCAGAUGUACUUUUUUACAUUUUUUAAAAAAAAUGACUUUUGCAGACGUGUAAAACACGCAUUUUAAACUCCCUAAUAUUUUAACUGAUGGUGGGAACCCUGAACUUUGCAAUAGAUGAAAUUGUCCAUGUCUAUGGAACGAAGAAGGGAGGAGUGAGAGUGUACAGACAUAUUCUUCUACAGAACAUCUAUUUUCAGAUAAGAAAAGUGGCUACGGAUCAUAAAUGUCAAGCUCUCCUGCAGAAAGUGACUCGUAUUUAUGAUUAACAAACCACAAAUGAGUAUAUAUAUAUGUUGUCGUAUUUAAUAUGUUUCGUGUGCUUAAUGCCAAAUACUGUUAACCAUCUGUUUUGAGGAACAAUACUGUCUUAUUUUUUAAAUAAUGUUUUUUAAUGUUCUUCAGUAUCCUGAUAUGCAUGUCAUAUGGUGAUGGUAAAACGAUUUUAACGUGUCAGUGUUUUGUAGCAUCGUAUUGAAUAAAAAACGAACUGCCUGGUUCUCGUUUA
Labeo rohita (rohu) is the source of this 4146-nucleotide messenger RNA. Its product is annotated as tubulin polymerization-promoting protein. Gene Ontology annotation, molecular function: tubulin binding. The transcript has 5 exons. Bases 237 to 926 code for a protein of 229 amino acids. Gene Ontology annotation, cellular component: microtubule. Lineage: Eukaryota; Metazoa; Chordata; Actinopteri; Cypriniformes; Cyprinidae. The record is from RefSeq and is a predicted model, not a curated record. Gene Ontology annotation, biological process: microtubule bundle formation; microtubule polymerization; positive regulation of protein polymerization.